CUUGGUUCGGAUAGAGAGAUAAGUAAAAAGACUCCCUUUUCUUCCGCCCUUUUAUCCACCAAAAUCCCUACACCUUUUUCUCAUUCAAUUCCUUUUUUUUUUUUACAAAUUCAAGCUUGAAUUAUCUUCCUCAAUCCAAUCUUCCCCAAUUUACAGUAAAUUACUCAAUCUCCGUUUGGAGUAGGUCUUUUCAUGGCUUCCACUCCUUCCACAUGUUCGCCCAACUCUCUCCAGCUUCGUCUCGCUCUCAAUUGCAAGAAUUCCCCCAAAUUCCCUUUCCUUCCUGUUCGCGCCACAGUGCGGAAGUUGGAUCCUCGCCUCCGGGUGAUUUCCCGCCCUAUUGUUCAUAAUAGCGCGAAAAUCGCGCGGACAAAUGGACUGCGUCGGAAUGAAAUUUGUUUUGCUGGAUCGGAUUCCAAGGCUGAUGGAUUCUCCGGGUGGUCGGAGUCGGAUUCCGGCGAGGAGGAUUUGAACUUGCGGAGAAAGAAUUGGUUGGCAGGGUUGGUGGGGAUUGGAAUUACUGGAUUCAUCCUUGUCUCUGGAAUCACCUUUGCAGCAUGGUCAAUAAACAAGCAGAAUUGUUCCAGACAAAAGGCACAAAUGGAGGCCUUAAGUACGCACCAACAAUUAUUGUUGGACUCUGAUUCUGGAAAUGAUAAGCUUGGUGAAGAUCAAAAAGAAGAUAACAGUGUCAAUGCAGAUGAUGUUAAUCAUGAGGAAUUUUCUUCAUAUACAGAAAAUGAUGAAGCUCUCAACAAAAAUCGAGUUGGUGAUGUUGCUGUUGUCGAGGAGUUAUCAGGAAAUGAUGUUGAAUCUUCAUCUAAUAAUGAUAAUGUCAAUAAUGUUGCUUUCUUGCAAGAAGAUAUCCAAUCUGAUUCCUUGUUAGCUGUUACGUCGGUCGCUUAUGGAAGUUCUGAGAUCGAUUCGGACGUUGAUUCUGGUUUUAAAGAUGUAAAUUCUGGUACAGAAGUGUUAACUUCUGAACCUGAAAUGAAUGAUGAACCGGAUAACUCGCCUGAAACGAAGUAUGAUUUCAGCUCUGAAAAGUUUCCAGUCUAUGAUGAUAGUUCAUCAAAUUAUAAUUCUGGCUACCAGGAUGAGACAGCUGAUCCUCCUGUAAAUGGAAUCGACGAUUCUUCAUUGCAUGAAUUGGGAUUAGUUGACGAAGAGACCGUGACCGAAUCACUGGAAGGAGUUCUGAACCCUGGCAAAACCGAACAGCUCUUAUCUGAGGAAACUGGAUCAACCAUAGAACAGCAAAUAGGAAGAGGAUUGUCCGAAGCUGCGUUUGUCUCCGUCACAGCUUAUCCACUGGCAGAUGAUCAAGAACAAAAUCAUGAAACAACCGUGAAUAGUUCUGCUGCCGAACCGGAACUACAAGGGAAUUUAUUUUCUUCUGCAGGUGUUCCUGCUCCUCUGGUUUCUGCAGCUGUUAAGACACUUCCUGGCAAGGUUCUAGUUCCUGCAGUUGUGGAUCAGGUUCAGGGGCAGGCGUUGGCAGCACUGCAAGUUUUAAAGGUGAUUGAGUCUGAAGUUGAGCCGAGUGGUCUAUGUACUCGUCGGGAAUAUGCUCGUUGGCUAGUGUCUGCAAGCUGUGCGCUUUCAAGGAACACAGCAUCUAAAGUAUACCCAGCAAUGUAUAUAGAGAAUGUUACCGAGCUUGCUUUUGAUGAUAUUACUCCUGAAGAUCCUGAUUUUGCAUCUAUUCAAGGUUUGGCUGAAGCUGGACUGAUUUCGAGCAAGCUUUCGAGACAUGAUAUUCUUUCUUCAUUGGACGACGACGAGGGUCCUUUUUAUUUCUCUCCCGAAAGCCCGCUAUCACGUCAAGAUCUUGUGAGUUGGAAGAUGGCCCUAGAAAAAAGACAGCUACCUGAGGCAGAUAGGAAGACACUCCACCAAGUUUCUGGGUUUAUCGAUACCGAUAAGAUCCAUCCAGAUGCUUGUCCUGCGCUAGUUGCCGAUCUUUCUGUAGGCGAACAUGGAAUAAUCGCUCUUGCAUUUGGAUACACAAGGCUAUUCCAGCCGGAUAAGCCUGUAACAAAAGCACAAGCUGCCAUUGCUCUUGCAAUCGGCGAGGCUUCUGAUAUUGUAAGCGAGGAGCUUGCAAGGAUUGAAGCCGAGUCAAUGGCGGAAAACGCUGUGGCUGCACACAGUGCUUUGGUAGCUCAAGUUGAGAAAGAUAUUAACGCCAGCUUCGAGAAAGAACUCUCGAUCGAAAGGGAAAAGGCUGACGCUGUGGAGAAAAUGGCAGAAGAGGCAAAGCAAGAAUUGGAAAGAUUAAGAUACGAAAGAGAGAGAGAUAAUAUCGCCUUGAUGAAGGAACGUGCUGCUAUUGAAUCGGAAAUGGAGGUUCUUUCGAGGUUAAGAAAUGAGUUGGAGGAGCAGUUGCAAGGCCUGAUGAGUAAUAAAGUAGAGGUAUCUUAUGAAAAGGAAAGAAUCAACAAACUCAGGAAAGAAGCUGAAAUUGAAAAUCAGGAGAUUUCCCGCUUGCAAUAUGAGCUUGAGGUUGAGAGAAAGGCGUUGUCCAUGGCCAGAUCUUGGGCGGAGGAAGAAGCAAAAAGAGCAAGAGAACAAGCAAAAGCACUAGAGGAGGCAAGAGAUCGCUGGGAAAAGCAGGGCAUCAAAGUAGUCGUCGACAGCGAUCUCCGGGAAGAGGAAUCUGCUGGAGAUACUUGGCUCGAUUCCAGCAAACAGUUUGCAGUGGAGGAAACGGUUGAUAGGGCCGAGAACUUAAUGGACAAGCUUAAAGGAAUGGGUAGAGAAGUAAGAGGGAAAUCCAAAGACAUAAUUGAGAUGAUCAUCCAGAAGAUAGCUGUGCUGAUAUCAAACUUGAGACAAUGGGUCCGGAAUGCUGGUGAGAAGGCUGAAGAUGUAAAGAAUGUGGGCAUCGCAAGGGCAAGUAGAUCGGCCACUGAACUGCAACAGAGCAGUGCAGAGAUGGGGUUGGCCCUGAAGGAGGGAGCUAAGCGAGUUGUGGGAGAUUGUAGGGAAGGAGUAGAGAAAAUUUCCCAAAAGUUCAGAACAUCGUACGGUUAAGAAACAAGCGAUGGAGCAGGUGAGUAAUGAUUAUGUACUGUAAUUCUCAAAUAAAGUUGGCGUUCAAAUUUCAAAAUUUUGCUAACCUACUUUCUAUAAUGGAAACUUCAAUCUAUUUCUACCCACAGCCACAAUCUAAAACAGGAUAAUCGGUUCCAUUUUGUUCA
This is a messenger RNA of Cucurbita pepo subsp. pepo (vegetable marrow), 3203 nucleotides long. RefSeq lists its product as uncharacterized. NCBI's taxonomy places the organism in Eukaryota, Viridiplantae, Streptophyta, Magnoliopsida, Cucurbitales, Cucurbitaceae. The record is from RefSeq and is a predicted model, not a curated record.